This is a messenger RNA of Parasteatoda tepidariorum (common house spider), 609 nucleotides long. NCBI's taxonomy places the organism in Eukaryota, Metazoa, Arthropoda, Arachnida, Araneae, Theridiidae. The record is from RefSeq and is a predicted model, not a curated record.
AUGAAACCUGUGGAUAAACAAGUUGACAGUGCAGUAAGCAGAAUAAAAUUAGAAAAUAGAAAAAACAUUAAUCCAAACAUUGAAACCAAGUCAAGCAGAAGAAAUGCUCAGUGUACCAGCCCUCGAUUUAUUCAGGUUUGUAAUAUUUUAAUACUGCAAAAACUAGUCAGCAAGAUUAAUGAUGUAACUUGUUUUUCCAUACUUGCAGAUGAAACAACAGAUAUUGCAGGUAUAGAGCAAUUAUCGUUAUACGUUCGAUAUGUCGAUAAAAAAAAAUUUAACAUCACCGAACAGUUUUUGCAAUUCAUUCCAGUGCAUGACUUAACCGGAAAAGCAAUAGCAACAACAAUAUUAGACCAAUUACAGUCUAUAAAAGUUGAUAUAAAAAAGUUACGUGGACAGGGGUACGAUGGUGCUGCAUCAAUGAGUGGAAAAAUUAAUGGUGCUCAAGCCCAAGAAAGAAGUAUUGUCCCAUCAGCACUCUAUGUACAUUGCUCUGCUCUUAUCCUCAAUUUGGCUGUAUCAAAGGCGUGCGAAAUAACUGGCAUUAGAAAUUGCUCAGGGACAAUUAAAACAUUGUACGAAUUUUUAAAUACGCCAAAAAGAUAG